AUGGCGUCCUUGGAGGCGGCGUCCACUCGGCAGCGCCGGCACCUGAACACGCCCUCCCCCUCCAGCCGCUCCAAGAAGAGCAACCCCAUCCCAGAAAUGCACCACCGCCACUACCGCCCGAUCAAUCGACGGAUCAAUUGGAAGCAGCAAGACAAGGGGGAAAAGGGAAAGCACCGGUCGGUCCCGGUUCUCGGCUCCCAAGGAAAGAAGAAAGAUAAGGAACCUUUCCUUGAAGAGAUGGCUACCGAGAAGAGAUGGUGCGGAAAAGGGAGAUGGGAGUGGAGUGUGGGUGGCAGCAACCCCAACUCUGCAACAGCGCGUGAACAGCAUGUAUUUAUGGCGAAGAAGGUCUGA
This is a messenger RNA of Miscanthus lutarioriparius, 354 nucleotides long. NCBI's taxonomy places the organism in Eukaryota, Viridiplantae, Streptophyta, Magnoliopsida, Poales, Poaceae. The record is from the annotation of a GenBank genome assembly.